GCCUGUCCACCUAAAAGUUUCCAAUCGAAUCACCCCGAUAAGAACCUCACCGUAUUACUGUAGUCAUCCAGACCAGACCAUCUCGCCAUGUGCAGCAUCGACAAAGCCACCGCUGCACUUUUAGGAGAAGCACGCUAUGAAGGUCGAAGGAUGCUCGUGUCUAGGCUUGCUCGCCUAACGGUACUAGCUCAACUCUUCUUACCCGGGCAAGCCCAAUCCUUAUCCCACACGUGUCCUCCCAAAUUCCCUUCUUGCUCGAUAGCUAACCCGCCAAAAUUCGUUUCCUAUAAAUACGGGAUCCCCGCUAUAAAUAAAGGAGCUUCUCAACCUGCUACCAAUACCUUCCUUCAAAUGGAGUCGCACUCGCUCGAUGUUCAGAAACUCCGUAGUGACUUCCUUCAAGUCCUCCGUAGCCGGCGAUCCGCCGAAGUUCCGCUCUCGGUGGAAAAUGGAAAACCGGUUGUCUCUCCGUUCUUUCUGGAUAAUACGCUGCCAACGGACAAAAGCCAGGCGAUGGAGUCUUGUCCUAAGGUAGUGAUCAAGAAUUUUAAAGAGUUGCUGAAAGAGGAGAAUCUAUAUUUGACUACUGAAGCAGGACAGCAAGGGCGUUUACCUGUUUUGAUUCUGAGUAUGAAAGAAAGCAAAGAAAGAAAGCCUGCAGUCGUUUUCUUGCACAGUACAAACAAGUGCAAAGAGUGGCUACGGCCCCUGCUUGAGGCCUAUGCCUCGCGGGGAUAUCUAGCCAUUGCAAUUGACUCUCGCUACCAUGGUGAACGUGCGGGCAGUAAAACCGGUUAUCGAGAUGCUCUUAUAUCAUCAUGGAAAAAGGGGGAUACAAUGCCAUUUAUAUUUGAUACGGUCUGGGACUUGAUAAAACUGGCAGAUUAUCUUACAAAGAGAGAAGAUAUAGACCCUGCAAGGAUAGGAAUUACUGGUGAAUCGCUGGGAGGAAUGCAUGCGUGGUAUGCUGCAUUUGUUGACACCAGAUAUUCGGUGGUUGUCCCUAUAAUUGGUGUGCAGGGGUUUCGUUGGGCCGUAGACAAUGAUAAGUGGCAAGCUCGGGUUAACAGUAUAAGGCCUGUAUUUGAAGAAGCACAAAAAGAUUUAGGCAAGAGUGCAAUUGAUAAAGAAGUGGUGGAGAAGGUGUGGGAUAGAAUUGCACCAGGUCUAGCCUCAAGCUUUGAUGCACCAUAUACAAUUCCAGCCAUUGUACCACGCCCUCUGCUAAUUGUUAACGGUGCAAAAGAUCCCCGUUGCCCGGUUGAAGGUUUACAAAUUCCUCAGUCAAGAGCAACCAAGGCUUAUGGAGAGGCUCAUUGUCCGGAUAAAUUCAAGCUAAUUGUGCAACCUGGAAUUGAGCAUCAACUGACACCAUUAAUGGUGAAAGAAGCAAGUGAUUGGUUCGAAAUUUUCCUCAAGAAAUGAUGCUGUUCAGUUAAAUCGUCUAUUUUAUGUGGAAUAAUUUCUUGUGAAACAUCUUGUAAUAAAAGUCCAACUGAUUUAAGACUCUUCUCGAUUCCUAUGUUCAAGCUGUCGUUAAUUGUGAUAUGACUAAAUUAUGUCAAAUUUAAGAGUCUUUGAUAAACAUUUUGAUGCGA
Molecule: messenger RNA, 1598 nt
Organism: Manihot esculenta (cassava)
Lineage: Eukaryota; Viridiplantae; Streptophyta; Magnoliopsida; Malpighiales; Euphorbiaceae
Product: putative esterase YitV
Exons: 13
Coding region: 88-1425 (445 amino acids)
Biological process (GO): proteolysis
Molecular function (GO): serine-type peptidase activity
Source: RefSeq, a predicted model, not a curated record